This is a messenger RNA of Thamnophis sirtalis, 930 nucleotides long. The record is from RefSeq and is a predicted model, not a curated record. NCBI's taxonomy places the organism in Eukaryota, Metazoa, Chordata, Lepidosauria, Squamata, Natricidae.
GCCGCUGGAAAGGAGAUGUGGACGGUCCCUUCCGCCCGCCGGACGGGCCCCCGUUUCCUGGAGGAGGGUUUUAGGGGGCCCCCUCGCGCCCGGGAGCCCCCCCGAUGGAUGCAUCACUGUAAACGUUACCACUCACCUGAGCCCGAGCCCUAUAUGAACCAUAGAAGGAAGAGGCGGCGGUCUCGUAGCAAAGAGCACCAUGAGGGAAGACCACGGUAUCCCACACUCCGGGAUUUUCCCAGGAGGUCGCGUUCGAGAAGCCAGGACAGAUUGCCUUACCAGAGAGGGUACCGAGACAGGAUGGACAGUGAACUCCACAAGUUUGAAGAGCCAAGCCCGUCUUUUGUAGAGGACUAUUACUCUACCCGUCGUUCACGUCACCACAGGAGAUCUCGGGAGCGUCAUCGGACCAGGAAGCACCAGCACCAUUGCCGGAAACGCAGGACCAGGUCAUGUAGCAGCACCUCCUCGACGAAAUUGUGGGCAGCCUUGGCGAAGGGACUUUUGGCAAAGUGGUGGAGUGCGUGGACCACGCCAGGUAGGAGUUUAUUUCAACGCCUGACCGGAUUAUUAAGGCUUCUUCUUCCAAAGGCAGAAAUCUGGCCUCUUUACCUCUAGAGCAGAGGUGAAAGCCUUUGUGCUUUCCAAGGCCACUGGCACGCGCACAAAUUAGCCAACGGGACACACCCGAUGGGCACAUUUUCAUCUCGUGCUCAAAACCAGUGAGAGAACUCUCCCAGGAUGAUUGUGAACGGACGUCACCUGGCCAGUUGGCGUUGAGGUUGCCCUUACUUCUUCAGGGACGGCACAGAAUCACCUUUGCCAUUGCCUUAGAAGUGGCCAAACCUCUUCAUCACCAGCUCCCCACCCCCACCUUUGGAUAUUAAAGGAAAAGAGGAAAAAGACAGAGGGAAAAUUGGGAAUGCUGCG